Messenger RNA from Haemonchus placei, 279 nucleotides. The record is from the annotation of a GenBank genome assembly. NCBI's taxonomy places the organism in Eukaryota, Metazoa, Nematoda, Chromadorea, Rhabditida, Trichostrongylidae.
AUGGGACUUUGGCUAAGUAACGUCUCAACUACUGGAUCCCAAAAGGACGACAGACAAUGGAAUUCGAAACUUUUUUUCCACCCUGAAUCUCCACCGCUACCACAUUGUCGAACGGAGCCAUCACGGCCCUUUUUGCACGUCGGCAUCGACCUCGUCGGUCCCUUUCAAGUAGUCAACGAAGGAAACGGGGAAACAAAGCGGUGGAUCCCGCUUUCAACAUGCAUGGUCACAAGAGCAGUGCAUUUAGAAAUCGUCAAUGAUUUGAUAAAAUUAAUAUAA